AUGUUGCGAAAAAAAAAAAAAAAAAUCAAUAGUGGUCGAGGGUUUGUUAAUUCCAUUAUAAAUUCCCUACCAUUUGAACUACAUGUACCCGGCUAUCAAUUUUGUGGACCUGGUACUGAUUUAAAAACACGAUUGGCGAGAGGUGAUCAAGGAAUUAACAAGUUAGAUAGUGCAUGUAAAAAUCAUGAUAUUGCAUACUCAAAAUAUAAAGAUUUAAAUAACCGUCAUAAGGCCGAUUUAGAAUUAGCCGAUAAAGCGUGGAGUCGUGUUAAAUCAACGGACGCCGGAUUUGGAGAACGAGCUGCUGCUUGGGCUGUAACAAACGCCAUGAAAGCUAAAGUUAAAUUGGGGAUGGGUUAUGUUGAUCGGAGCCAGAAGAAGAAGAAGAAGCAGGUGAAAAAACAAAGAAAAAUCCCGUUUCGAGCGGCCGUGAAAAGUGCACGAGAUGCUUUAAAAAAAACAAAAGCCACCAACAUUAAUGAUGCAAUUAAAGUUGCUAUUACUGCUGCUAAAAAAGUAAUUAAACGAAAAAAUGUACGAACACCACGAAUCAUCCCAAUUCCAAAAGUUGGCGGUGCACUUCCAUUCUUACUUCCCCUAUUUGCUGGUCUCUCAGCUAUUGGUUCACUAGCCGGCGGUACUGCGGGCGUUGCUAAAGCCAUUACUGAUGCUAGUAAUGCUAAAAAACAGCUUGCUGAAAAACAACGUCAUAACAAGACAAUGAAGGAGAUUGCUUUGAAGAAUGGUAAUGGAUUAUUUUUGCGGCCCUACAAGACCGGCCUUGGUUUAUACAUGAAUCCAAAAAACUAA
This is a messenger RNA of Chrysoperla carnea, 810 nucleotides long. RefSeq lists its product as uncharacterized. The record is from RefSeq and is a predicted model, not a curated record. Gene Ontology annotation, biological process: arachidonate secretion; phospholipid metabolic process. Gene Ontology annotation, molecular function: structural molecule activity; A2-type glycerophospholipase activity. The transcript is spliced from 2 exons. NCBI's taxonomy places the organism in Eukaryota, Metazoa, Arthropoda, Insecta, Neuroptera, Chrysopidae. Bases 1 to 810 code for a protein of 269 amino acids.